CCGUUUGAUCGCCGAGAUGGCACCACACCGGGACCGAGCCCACCCUCCAGUAGGGUUUUAUCUCUUCUCGUGUAGCCCACCACCUAGACCCAUCCUCCUCCCCUCACACUCCCUCCCAUCCCCGCCGCCGCCGCCGCCGCUCGCCUCGCAAGAUGGCGGUGCCUAUCCUGAAGACGGCGAUCGUGAAGAAGCGGGUGAAGCACUUCAAGAGGGCGCACAGCGACCGCUACAUCGGCCUCAAGCAAAGCUGGCGCAGGCCAAAGGGUAUCGACUCCCGUGUCAGGCGUAAGUUCAAGGGAUGCACCUUGAUGCCCAACAUUGGAUAUGGUUCUAACAAGAAGACCAGGCACUACCUUCCCAACAAGUUCAAGAAGUUUGUGGUGCACAACGUCUCUGAGCUGGAGCUGCUUAUGAUGCACAACAGGACGUACUGUGCUGAGAUCGCGCACAACGUGUCCACCCAGAAGCGCAAGGCGAUAGUGGAGCGCGCCGCCCAGCUCGACGUCGUGGUCACCAACAAGCUCGCCAGGCUCCGCAGCCAGGAGGAUGAGUGAAAUGUUUCGAACAGUAGCGCUUUUGGAUCGUUUUGUUCCCUGUAGCAGACUUAAUGCCGAAUCUGGAAUUUUCUCUUCUGUUCGCCUCGAGGAUUCGACGCUGUUGAACACCUUGCUAUCGAUGCUGGUCAUGCUAUCGUACCAUGGGCACGUCGACUUUGAUGUGAAGUCCGGGUUUGCCUUUAUUUAUCACCUAUGGAAAGAUUUUCUGUA
Aegilops tauschii subsp. strangulata is the source of this 767-nucleotide messenger RNA. Its product is annotated as large ribosomal subunit protein eL32z. Gene Ontology annotation, molecular function: structural constituent of ribosome. Gene Ontology annotation, biological process: translation. Lineage: Eukaryota; Viridiplantae; Streptophyta; Magnoliopsida; Poales; Poaceae. Gene Ontology annotation, cellular component: ribosome; cytosolic large ribosomal subunit. The record is from RefSeq and is a predicted model, not a curated record.